This is a messenger RNA of Papilio machaon (common yellow swallowtail), 587 nucleotides long. RefSeq lists its product as uncharacterized. NCBI's taxonomy places the organism in Eukaryota, Metazoa, Arthropoda, Insecta, Lepidoptera, Papilionidae. The record is from RefSeq and is a predicted model, not a curated record. The coding region runs from base 63 to 569 and encodes 168 amino acids. The transcript is spliced from 2 exons.
GUAAUAAAGAAAAUAUUCAAAACAAUGGAAGUGUUUCCAAGCAGUCUGAUGGCAAGCGGAUUAUGAUAGUAAAAUGUCAAAAGAUAAACACAAACACGAUAACAAACACUGGUCAAAUGUUAAUCAGUCAAUACUUAGAAGCAGACAGUAAAAAUAAUAAGGCAACAUCUAACAAAAGGCUCAAAAAAGAUGACAAUGUAAAAGUAAAUUCUCCUGUAACUAAAACUAAACAAACAGGUAUAAAAAGAACACCAACUAAAUAUGUUCAAGAUAAAAAUAUCAGUAAGAAAAAAGCAGUGGAUAUUCAAAAGAAGAAUACUUCACCGGAAGCUGACAACAAUGUUUCUAAUGUGUCAGGAAGAUGGCUAAGAGCUAACAGAAGAGCUUGCAAUUCAAUGAAGGAUUCCCUUAAAACAACUCUCAUCAGUCACAGGAUGACACGACAGAUGACGGAAAUGUUAAAUGAUCCUGAUUGGAAUUCUAAAACAAUACAACCUAAUGUAUCUACUGAGUUCAAUAUAUCUGUUCGAUCUUUAAGACCAAGAAAAAAAAGAGUACCAAAAUGGUAACCCCAAUAGGAUAGUGGU